Messenger RNA from Onychostoma macrolepis, 2562 nucleotides. RefSeq names its product solute carrier family 2 member 10 (gene slc2a10). The transcript has 6 exons. Gene Ontology annotation, molecular function: transmembrane transporter activity. Bases 290 to 1861 code for a protein of 523 amino acids. Gene Ontology annotation, biological process: transmembrane transport. Gene Ontology annotation, cellular component: membrane. NCBI's taxonomy places the organism in Eukaryota, Metazoa, Chordata, Actinopteri, Cypriniformes, Cyprinidae. The record is from RefSeq and is a predicted model, not a curated record.
CGACUUCCUUGGAUGAACAGACUUCACUGAAAGCAGGCUCCAGGGAACUUUGCCAGAAAAAAAAAAAAAAAGGCAGAUGAAAACUAUGAUGCGCCACAGUAGCGAUUCGCUUUUACAGUGGCUAUGUGGACCGCGUAUAAUCUUAAACAAUGUACAUUUGAUUUCAGUCAGUUUUCUAUCGGGAUAAAACAUCUCGUCUGAGGGAUGUUAAUCGGUCAGAGAUUAUAUUCCCGGACGAGACAGACUUGUUGCGUAUUUGAUGAGCCAGCGUCUGUAAAUUCUGUUAAAAAUGGGUUGCUCUGUCCUGGUGCUCACUGUCAUUGCGUCCACUCUUGGUGGCCUAGUGUUCGGCUAUGAGCUCGGAAUAAUAUCCGGCGCUCUGCCGCAGCUUCAAGCUCAGUUCUAUCUGGGUUGUGUCCAGCAGGAAGCCGUGGUUAGCGCACUUCUGAUCGGAUCAUUGUCAGCAUCUGUGAUUGGUGGCUGGCUGAUUGAUCGUCAUGGCAGGAGGACAUCCAUUUUACUAAGUAAUCUCCUCAUCCUGGGAGGCACCAUUAUCCUAACUACAAGCAUAUCUUUUUUGGCACUGGUGGUUGGUAGGGCCAUCAUUGGUUUUGCAAUGAGCAUUUCGUCUAUGAGCUGCUGCAUCUUUGUCUCUGAGAUGGUUGCUCCCGAACGCAGAGGGUUGAUGGUUACCCUGUAUGAAGUUGGAAUUACAGUUGGGAUCUUGUUGGCCUAUGCGGUCAACUACGUUUUAUCUGGAAUCCAAGCAGGAUGGAGAUACAUGUUUGGACUUGCUAUUAUACCAUCUCUCAUGCAGUUGGUGUCCAUUGGGUUUUUACCUCAGACAACCGGUACCUCUGAAAGCCUCGUAAUGGAGGACGAUAGCCAGCAAUCUGAUAGAUUAUCAGGAGAAAUGUCAAAUCAGCACCCAACAGAACAAGUUAAAUAUAGUGUCUUUGACCUUUUCAAAACCAAAGACAACAUGUGCAGAAGAACCGCCAUUGGUCUUGGGCUGGUGCUCAGUCAACAAUUCACAGGUCAGCCGAAUGUCCUCUUCUACGCUUCCACCAUCCUUUUCUCGGUGGGAUUUCAGAGCAACGCAUCUGCAGUUCUUGCGUCGGUGGGUCUGGGUAUAGUCAAAGUCAUUGCUACUCUGUUGGCAAUGGUAUGUUCAGACAAGGUUGGUCGAAGAUCACUUCUGAUUGGGGGAUGCACAGUGCUGGCUAUAGGAUUGAUAAUUACUGGUGUCUUGUGCGGACAGUCCGUGAUUGAUACAACAAAACAAUGCACUUCAUUAGAACCACAUUCAAAUUUGACCUCACCGGCUGAAAAUCAAGAAAACGUGGGCAUCAACUUGGCCAAUCAAAGUACUCCAUCUGCUGGACAUGAAACACAUGAUGCUUACGGAGAUUCAAAUAUUUCUUCACACUCCGAGGACGUGUAUAAGUGGAUUAUUUUUAUCUGCAUGAUGACAGUUGUGAGUGCCUUCUCAGUCAGCUUUGGACCAAUGACAUGGCUUGUGCUAAGUGAGAUAUUUCCAAAGGAAGUCAGGGGAAGAGCGUAUUCAUUCAUCAACUGCUUCAAUGUGGGGGCCAACCUCAUAGUUACCUUUUCUUUCUUGAGUAUAACAGAUGUGAUAGGUCUAUCUGGAAUAUUUUUUGUGUAUGGAGUUAUCGGAUUGGCAGCAGUUGUGUUCAUCUACCUUGUGCUACCAGAAACCAAAGGAAAAUCUCUUCAUAAAAUUGACAGAGAACUCUCUCAGACACGAUUUAUUCACAGAGAGGAAUUCUGCAAUAUUUUCCAAAGAAGACAUUUCGCCCCAGGGUAUCAGAGAGUUCACUUGACAAGCACAACAACAUGACAUGAAGCAGAAAGUUAUAAAAUCCCUCUGCUGACCAUCAAUACGGAUCAAUCUGUUCAUUGGAUAAUAUUGUUCAGUGUUUUAAUGAUAAUGGCUGUCUAUUUUUGUUUUCUCUUUUGUAGGAACUAUUGAACUACAGUAUGAUUCACAUGGUCGGUUCACAUGCAUGUGAUAUUUACUAGUGAUAAAUCUUUAUGAAAUCAUGACAUACUUUUGUAAUUAUAAUUUUAAAUAAGUAUACAUUACACCUACUUGACUCUUAUUUUAUGGCUUUUGUAGUCUGUGACAAAAUCUGUGUGUCAGAGCACAUUAAAAAUGUACAAUUUAAAUGAUUAAAACCUUGUUUAAAUGAUGUGUGAUGAUAUGUGGAAUUGCACACAGAACAAACAAACAGAGAUAUAGAGAGAUGUUAGGAACAUCUUGCAUUUUUCAUGUAGAUUUUUAAAUAAAUGAAGUUUCUGAAAUUGAUAUGUACUUUUAUGCAGCUCAAUGAAAACAAAAUGAUGCACUCAGAAAAGUAGGGCAAAAUAAAACCCCUUUCUUACUGAACACAAUGUAUUUAUAAACACUAUCAUUGCUUUGCAUAAAUUUUAAAAGUCAAUGAAACCAUUUAACAUUCAUAUGUUGGCAUUUUCUUUGCCUUCAGGAUAUACUGUAUAUAUUUGAUCAGUUCAUGCAUUCCCUGGAACUGAACUGUUUGA